UUCAUUGAUAUUUUAAAUGAAUGACAUUUAGGUCAUUUGAUCAGACAAUGGAAUGGAUCCUAAAAGGACUCUUCAAGUGUGAUAAUGGCAGAAGCCUAUUUUAUUGUUAAAUUGCUAGAAUUUGCUUUCUGACUACCUGUUUCCAUGGCUUCCAUUGGAACAAUUACCAUUCCUGUCAAAAUGAGAACUGCUACUGCCAGAGUUUCAAUCAGUUCCACCAGCUGCAGCGUGACCUGUGGGAUGGGUUACAAGGUUGAAGAAACAUGUCAGAUUGGGCCUAACGGUGAAAGGAGGUACUGCGAUAUUCGGAAAGUGGAGUGCUUGACCAACUGGCUUUGUGGGAUGCUCCAUUUCACUAUUCUUGUAGGUAAGCCUUUUGAAUUCCAGUGCUUGUCUCCUACAGAAAUUGGGCCAGAAAUCAAGAGCUUCAGUUAUUCAUGGAGGAUAGCCAGAGGUAUUAUUACCACUGAUGAUGUUCUCUUUAAACCAUUCAAGACUACUGGCUUUGUCAUUAAGUUUUCCCCAGCCAAGGAAUACGAUGCAGGGACAUACAGGUGUGAUGUGCAGUUCAUGAGAUCCUAUAAGAUUGUCAAAAGAAUCUACUUUGGAAUUCGUGUGAUCCCUGGUCACUUGGUGGAUCUGAACUUUGACAAAUCCUUGACUCUGGAACAGCACUUGGAAAGUGAGAAGGAAAAAAACCAGCAGAAUGCCACCAGUGUUCCUGUGCAGAAGCAGCAGCACUUUGGGCGCCAAAGAACUCUGUUUGUAUUUUUAAUAGGCAUUGGAAGUGGUAUGGUAGGAGGCAUCUUGUUGCACAAUAUUUUCUACUAUUUAGUGAAAGUUCCCAAUAGUGGAUAUGUGGAGGAAUAAAAACAUUUGUUUUUAAAGUCUUGCUCUAUGCU
This is a messenger RNA of Pseudonaja textilis, 902 nucleotides long. It is a transcript of the gene TMEM81, whose product is annotated as transmembrane protein 81. The record is from RefSeq and is a predicted model, not a curated record. NCBI's taxonomy places the organism in Eukaryota, Metazoa, Chordata, Lepidosauria, Squamata, Elapidae.